This is a messenger RNA of Ipomoea nil (Japanese morning glory), 501 nucleotides long. RefSeq lists its product as uncharacterized. Bases 1 to 501 code for a protein of 166 amino acids. The transcript has a single exon. Lineage: Eukaryota; Viridiplantae; Streptophyta; Magnoliopsida; Solanales; Convolvulaceae. The record is from RefSeq and is a predicted model, not a curated record.
AUGUCGUCCAGUUCCGAACGCACACUCACAACCACCACCAUCUCCUCCCCAAACACCCACCCAAACUCCCUCCCUAGUGCGCACCAUUUUCAGUCGCUUAAAUUUACCCAUCGGAACUACCUGUAUUGGAAAACCCAAAUAAUUCCCUUCUUAAGAGGACAACGACUCCUCGGCUUCAUUGAUGGCACACGGCCGUGCCCCUCUCCGGUCAUCGAACUGCCGGCCAGUAGCCCGGCAGAUGCGGCGUCUGUUGUCGCGAAUCCGGAGCAUGAAGCUUGGAUUGAGCAGGACGCCUCUAUUUUGUCGCUGCUCAUAUCCUCAAUUUCUGAAGAGGUUAUGUAUCUCACUCUCGGCCAGACAACGUCUCAUGCAGUGUGGCUUGCGGCGGAAACGGCGCUCGGCUCCUCCUCCCAAGUCCGCUGCCUCAACCUCAUGGGGCAGUUUCAAGCACUCCGGCAGGGAGAUAGCUCCACACCGGAGUACCUCGUGCUCAGCAUCUAG